AUGGAGGAUACAGCUGAGGCUUCAUGGUUCUCUGAACUGGAGGGAAUGGAGGAUCCAUUUGUCAGCGACCAAUAUGAUAUCACAGAUUUCUUUGAUGAAGAAUUGUCUGCUGCACUCGGAGAAGAACAGUACUUCCCUAGCUCUUUAUCUCCACAGUGCAACUCACUUUCCUCUGGGCAGAUUCCAAGAAACAAUUCCACUACCAGCUUGUGUGGAUCUUCUACUAUGGAACCUCCCCAAAAUGUGGUCGAAAGACCAUCUAAACACCACAAGGCAAACAAUUAUCUUAACAACUCGUCGACUCUUCAAGCCACCAAUUCAUGCCAUGAGCACGUAAUUUGCACAUUUGGGAACUCAAACGUGGUCCCAGAAAGGAACCGUCAACAGUUGAUCAUGGGAACAAACACAGGCGAUGAUUUAGUAUCUGAAGCGUUGAUUUCCAGGGCUUCAUUUACGAGUCUUGUAGAAGCAGUGAAAGGGGUACAUACAACGAAGAAGACUAGUGGUCGUACGAGACCACCUUCCCAAACUUAUGACCAUAUAAUUGCCGAGAGAAAGCGCCGUGAGCAGCUAAGCCAACAAUUUGUAGCUCUUUCAGCAAUAGUUCCCGGCCUGAAGAAAAUGGAUAAAACUUCAGUUCUUGGUGAUACAAUCAAGUACUUGAAACAUCUUCAGCAGCGAGAAAAGGAGCUCGAGGAGCAAGCUACGGUGCAGACCAUGGAAUCUUUGGUACUUGUCAAGAAAUCUCAGCUCUUGCUUGAAGACGAGGGCGAGCCCUCAGAUGAGCAGGGGGGUUGCUGCAAUGAGCAACCGCUUCCUGAAAUUGAGGCUAAAAUGUGUGAUAAGCAUGUUCUUGUGAGAAUACUGUGUGAGAAGCAUAGAGGAGUAUUAGUUGAAAUACUUUCAGAGAUGGAUAAACUCAAUCUGGAUGUUAUCAACACAAAUGUUGCACCAUUUGGAAGUUUGGCUCUAUAUAUUACCAUUAUUACUGAGAUGAAGAGAGAAUUCAACCUGUCGAUGAAAGAACUCGUGAAUAGUCUUGCAUCAGGUUUAAGGCGAGCAACACUUCAGAAAGCUUGA
Molecule: messenger RNA, 1080 nt
Organism: Coffea eugenioides
Lineage: Eukaryota; Viridiplantae; Streptophyta; Magnoliopsida; Gentianales; Rubiaceae
Product: transcription factor bHLH18-like
Exons: 4
Coding region: 1-1080 (359 amino acids)
Molecular function (GO): protein dimerization activity
Source: RefSeq, a predicted model, not a curated record